CAUAUUUCUUGCAAAGCCGCGAUAUUGAUACUGUUUGCAUGUACAAGUUCAAGACAAGGAGACCAAGUCACGACUGCAAGAGAUCUGCGUUGCUGUUUAAUUGACAUACUUGUUAAUGUUGCUUCUUCAUCAUGUGAACAACUUGAUCAACCUGCACAUGAACAAGCAACUGAAUUAUGUUCGUCUGAUCGUGACCUACAAACAGAUGCCUUGGAACAAACAGCCCCUCCUGAUUCAACUUUUUCUGGCCUGCCAUCUAUUACACUGGAACCAGCAGUCCCGACCAUUCCUCAAAAUUCAGCUGAUUCUGGCACAUCAUAUACUGCACUGCAACCAUCGAUUCCUGACGAAUCAUCCACUCUGUACCCAGCAUCUACUUCCGAGGAAAUAACAACUCCUGCACAUACCUCCUCUAGUAAUUCACAUCUUUCUUCUGGUUCGUUCGAUACUGUUCAUACCUCUUAUAGAAAUUCACAGCUGUCCUCUGGUUCUUAUGAGAUUCCAUCCAAGCGUAAACCUGUUUCAACUGAAACUCUUCUUCAAAGACAGGAAACAAUAAGGGAUCAACAACAGCAGAAGGGACGGAGGUACAAAUCAAGAACUGUGGUGCGGCGGCUUAACAUGCAAAAGGAAGAACUUGCACAAAUGGCCAAAACAGUUCAUCAUGGUAGCAAGCAGGAUUUUCUCGCAUCACUUGCACAGUCAGUUAAUUACUCAAAGUCGGAUGUUUUGACUAACCAUGAUGAAGACUGGGAUGGAUCACUUUCCCCACAGGAAUUUUUGACCUUCGCAAAGAAAGCACAUGACCCAUUGAAAAGAAUGACGGUUUAUGAGACAAUUAUCAACGAGUCUGCACCACAACAUUACCAUUUGUCUGCUUCAGAUGUUUUAGACAUUCAGGAAACAACAAGUGCAACUGAAAUUGUUCGAACUUUAAGAAGAAAAUUGCCUGGAUUUUUGGACUCAGAGCGCAAAGUCAACACAAUGAAAAACAAGUUUGUUCAAGAGUUUGAGGUUUUAUGGAAACCUGAGAGAACUCAUUCUUGUUGGCAAAUCGACCCUCGACGCCUGCGCGAAACUUUAUGUUAUCUUUAUUGGUGGCUACCAGAGGAGGAGUUGUGGAAAAUUUAUGGGGAUGGCAGGAAUUUUGGUGGGAAGGACUCUGUUGCCCUGACAUUAAAUGUUUUGAAUGACGAGGCAAUGUUCAAUGGAGUUGGAUAUCACAGUCCUGAGGAUUACUGGCCCAUAAGUAUCACUAGGCUUAAUCUUGAACAAAACCUAGGAGAUCCAGGCAAACCAGACAGUUUAAACAAAUGGAUUGAAGCAAUGUUGGACAAUGGACACAAGAUUUUCCUUUCGGGUGAUUCAAACUUCUUUGAUAGUUUAUUAGGGGGAGGUCUAGACGCAACAAGUACAGAUGCAUUCACCAUGUACAAUUACGAAACCAAGGAAACUAGAAGUAAUGUUGAAUGCAACACAGGACUUCGAUCAGAACUAGGUAGACAAAUUGAAAGAGAGCACACAGAAUCAUUACUGCCAUCACUUCCCGCAGCACACUUUAUUCCAGAUGGCAAUCACUGCUUUUGCCGAUUGAGCGAACAUAUGGUUUUCGACCGUUGUAUGACAUGCUUGAACUUGGAAAGUCAGCCCAGUAUGGGGCCAGCUGUGAAUGAUCAAACACUGGGACAUUUUCUAGCCAACAUAUCCCGGUAUUGA
Messenger RNA from Pocillopora meandrina, 1716 nucleotides. Lineage: Eukaryota; Metazoa; Cnidaria; Anthozoa; Scleractinia; Pocilloporidae. The record is from the annotation of a GenBank genome assembly.